ACAUGUUUACCAACAAAUCUCUUACUUAUUCUCAAAGUCACUCUUUCUUGCUAUGCAAAGGGUUGUUGAAGUAGAAUCUAGGCAGAAGGCUUUUCUCUUUUCUCAUUUUGUCAUUUCAGGUAGGCAUUUUAUUCAGCCUGUGUCUAUAAUAAUAUUGGAGCAGGGUAGCAGCCUCCAAAGGCAUUUGGUUUUGAUUUCCACUACUUUUUGUGUUCAAGGGUAGUUCUGUUCUCGGUUUAGCUGUUAGUGAUAGCUUGCAGUAUGCCAGGUGAAAUUCCACGGUUUAUCCCCAAAAACAACUUCCCUGAAACCACCACAGACACCUACGGGGAUUUUCUAGGGCCUGACUGGACAAAAUCCUCCCUGGUGAAGCAUUUUACGAAGCAGAAGAACCCUCCUAUGCUGCCAGUGGACCGCGCCAAUCCCAAGACUAGCCAGGAAUACGGUCAGUUUUACAACGGAAAACCGCGGCAGCAGAGCUAUGCAGAACCAGCGCGAGCUUCGGUCCCCCCUCCUCCAGUGGUCAAUCUGUCCCCCCUGGCAACGCCUCCCGGGAGAUCGUCCUUGCCUCAAAUCACCAACAUGCCCAGAUACAUCUCUUCACCGCCCAGGCCAAUGGGAACAGGGAAAUUGGACACCAUGGAGUUAAAACUCCCAAAUAUCCCAAGUGACAGAGUGAGAGGUAUUUCGGGAUUUGACAUCAAACUGAAUUUCAGCGACGCAACUUCUAUGACUUUUCACGCAACACCCAAAGAUCAAUACUAAGAUGUAUCAUUCAGCUGAUGGCAGGACAAUCUCCAAGCAUUAGCUUCAUCUUAGGCAUGAGCUCAAACUUUGUAUUAACUUUUUUAUGUCUGUGAAUAAUGGAUCGGUAGUUUUUUAAAGAUUCCAUUUUUUAUGUUCAAAAACUGACAUGAAUCUAAAUGCAGGUUUAGCGUCAGCUGGAUGGAAGGAGGACUUCGUUAUAAAA
Lingula anatina is the source of this 970-nucleotide messenger RNA. RefSeq lists its product as uncharacterized. The record is from RefSeq and is a predicted model, not a curated record. Lineage: Eukaryota; Metazoa; Brachiopoda; Lingulata; Lingulida; Lingulidae.